This is a messenger RNA of Cricetulus griseus (Chinese hamster), 6400 nucleotides long. Lineage: Eukaryota; Metazoa; Chordata; Mammalia; Rodentia; Cricetidae. The record is from RefSeq and is a predicted model, not a curated record.
AUGAAUGGUCGCUCUCCCGGCAGUCGCGCGGCCCAGAGGCUUGUUGUCUUCGCGGCUGUAGCUACGCGCAGAGCCUGCAUGCACUCGCUGCCACCGGAGCCCAUGGAGAUCGUGCGCAGCAAGGCUUGCUCACGCAGGGUGCGCCUCAACGUCGGGGGCCUGGCGCACGAGGUGCUGUGGCGCACUCUGGACCGCCUGCCCCGCACGCGGCUGGGCAAGCUUCGGGACUGCAACACGCAUGACUCUCUGCUCCAGGUGUGCGACGACUACAGCCUUGAGGACAACGAGUACUUCUUUGACCGCCACCCGGGCGCCUUUACCUCGAUUCUCAAUUUCUACCGCACGGGCCGGCUGCACAUGAUGGAGGAGAUGUGCGCGCUGAGCUUCAGCCAGGAGCUGGACUACUGGGGCAUCGAUGAGAUCUACCUGGAGUCCUGCUGUCAGGCCCGCUACCACCAGAAGAAGGAGCAGAUGAACGAGGAGCUGAAGCGUGAGGCCGAGACGCUGCGGGAGCGUGAGGGCGAGGAGUUCGACAACACGUGUUGCGCCGAGAAGAGGAAGAAACUCUGGGACCUUCUGGAGAAGCCCAACUCAUCGGUGGCCGCCAAGAUCCUGGCCAUCAUCUCCAUCAUGUUCAUUGUCCUCUCCACCAUUGCCCUGUCACUCAACACACUGCCUGAGCUGCAGAGCCUGGAUGAGUUCGGCCAGAGCACGGAUAACCCACAGCUGGCACACGUGGAAGCGGUAUGCAUUGCGUGGUUCACCAUGGAGUACUUGCUGAGGUUCCUGUCCUCGCCCAAAAAAUGGAAGUUUUUUAAGGGCCCUCUCAACGCCAUUGACUUACUGGCCAUCCUGCCCUACUAUGUCACCAUCUUCCUCACAGAAUCCAACAAGAGUGUGCUGCAGUUCCAGAAUGUACGCCGCGUGGUCCAGAUCUUUCGAAUCAUGCGCAUCCUCCGCAUCCUGAAGCUGGCCCGCCACUCCACCGGCCUGCAGUCCCUGGGCUUCACACUCCGCCGGAGCUACAAUGAGCUGGGUUUGCUCAUCCUCUUUCUAGCCAUGGGCAUCAUGAUCUUCUCCAGCUUGGUCUUCUUUGCCGAGAAGGAUGAGGAUGACACCAAGUUCAAAAGCAUCCCUGCCUCUUUCUGGUGGGCCACCAUCACCAUGACAACCGUUGGGUAUGGAGACAUUUACCCUAAGACUCUCCUGGGGAAAAUUGUGGGGGGUCUCUGCUGCAUCGCUGGGGUCCUGGUGAUCGCUCUUCCCAUUCCCAUUAUUGUCAAUAACUUCUCGGAGUUCUAUAAGGAGCAGAAGCGGCAGGAGAAAGCCAUCAAGCGGAGAGAGGCUCUGGAGAGAGCCAAGAGGAAUGGCAGCAUCGUGUCCAUGAACAUGAAGGAUGCCUUCGCCCGGAGCAUUGAGAUGAUGGACAUUGUAGUUGAGAAAAACGGAGAGAAUAUGGCCAAGAAGGAUAAAGUACAAGAUAACCACCUGUCUCCCAACAAGUGGAAAUGGACCAAGCGGGCACUCUCUGAGACCAGCUCGAGCAAGUCCUUUGAAACCAAGGAGCAGGGGUCCCCUGAGAAGGCCAGAUCGUCUUCUAGUCCUCAGCACCUGAACGUCCAGCAAUUGGAAGACAUGUACAAUAAGAUGGCCAAGACGCAGUCCCAGCCCAUCCUCAAUACCAAGGAGAUGGCACCACAGAGCAAGCCGAAGGAAGAACUAGAGAUGGAAAGCAUGCCCAGCCCUGUGGCCCCGCUGCCCACACGCACCGAGGGCAUCAUUGACAUGCGGAGCAUGUCCAGCAUUGACAGUUUCAUCAGCUGUGCCACUGACUUCCCUGAAGCCACCAGAUUUUCCCACAGCCCUCUGGCGUCCCUGUCCAGCAAGGCUGGGGGCAGCACAGCUCCAGAGGUAGGCUGGCGGGGGGCUCUGGGGGCCAGUGGUGGGAGACUCAUUGAGGCCAACCCCACUCCUGAGGCCAGCCGCUCUGGUUUCUUCGUUGAGAGCCCCAGGAGUUCCAUGAAGACCAGCAACGCCAUGAAGCUCCGGGCACUCAAGGUCAACUUCAUGGAGGGGGAUCCCAGCCCGCUGCUUCCCUCUCUGGGGAUGUACCACGAUCCUCUUAGGAACAGAGGAGGCGCAGCAGCUGCGGUCGCAGGAUUGGAGUGUGCCUCACUCUUAGACAAGCCUGUGCUGAGCCCAGAGUCCUCCAUCUACACCACAGCAAGUGCCAGGACACCCCCUCGCUCCCCUGAGAAACACACAGCAAUAGCAUUCAACUUUGAGGCGGGCGUCCACCAGUACAUAGACACGGACACAGAUGAUGAGGGUCAGCCGCUCUACAGCGUGGACUCCAGUCCUCCCAAGAGUCUCCAUGGCAGCACCAGCCCCAAGUUCAGCAUUGGAACUAGAACGGAGAAGAACCAUUUUGAAAGCUCUCCCCUGCCCACCUCCCCUAAGUUCUUAAGGCCCAACUGUGUCUACUCCUCAGAAGGGUUGACUGGGAAAGGCCCCGGAGCUCAAGAAAAGUGUAAGCUGGAGAACCAUACCUCCCCUGAUAUGCGCAUGCUGCCCGGAGGAGGAGCGCAUGGGAGCACUGGGGAUCAGAGCAUCUGAGAUGUCCACUGCAGAGAGGAGUUGGCAGGAGAAAUCAAGGAGUAUGGAUGCUUGGCUUGCUGCCGCUGAGUUCUACAUGACCUUGGAGACGCAAGGCCGCCGCAGAGCCCCAGCAACAGGAGAGACCCUGAGAGCCAUGACAGGUCUAUGGAUGCAUAAUCAGACAAGCCACAGGGACCAUGCCUCUUAACAGCACCUUCCUGAGAUGACAUGAGCAGAGUUCACAGCCACUAAGACCUAGCCUUGGCCACUUCUAGUCUCCUCUUGAGGCUCCCCCAGCCUCUGAGUAUGCCAUCUCCAUCUCCUGUGGCUUCAGCUAGCAGAGGGCGUUGGCGCAAGGAGCUGCUAGUGAAAGUGUGGAUUGAUCAAGUAGUACUGGGUGUUGCCUAGCAUCCUCCAAGAACACCUCCAUGGCAGGAUCUUACUGCUAGAAGGAUACAGGGGACACUUUGAUCAUGAGGCAUUCUCCACGCCAUCAGCCAUGGUCCCAGUGCAUAAUCUUUAACCAAGCAAGCGGCUUGACUGAUUCAGUAUUCUGUGCUACCCAGGGCUUUAUUCUGAGAUGCUGUCAGGGUGAGCUGACAAUUUGAACUCGAUUCUUUCUGCCCACCUGGCAAUCAAGGAAGGGUUCAGAUGGUUGGCACAUAGCCAAGGGGAUAAACCAGACCACUGCUUUUCGGGCUGUCACAAGAAUGAGAGUUCCAAACAGCACUAGCCUGAACUCAAAAUAUAUGUGAGCAUCAAAUAUGCAAACAAGAUAGAUUAUUCAAAGAGACUGUGUGACUGAGGAACAGCAUUAAAAAUAAUAAAUUUCAUUUUCUACAUGAAAAAAGAAAAAAAAGCCCUCACUGAACUGCCCUGUGCAGGGUUCUGACUACUUUUUGUUGCGGCGGGGAACACAGGAGCAUACCUACUGUGGGAGAAGCUCCUUUUUCUUUUCCUUUUUCUUUUCUUUUUUUUUUUUCUUGUUUGUUUCCUGUGGUAUUCAAGCUAAAAAAAAAAUAAGUUAAUAAAAAGCACUUUAUGUUUUUCUAAUCUAGGUUCUACCAGGGACAGUGUCAAGAUCUCGCACUUUAAAACAAGCACUAUUUCCCGUGGGCCACAUAGUGGCCCUGCACUUGGGGUGUUAGUUGUGCCCAUUUCUGGCCACAGUGGGUCUUACUGUCACAUUAGAGUCUGGGGCUCCUCCAUGGCCCCUCAGGAUCACCCCUCAUCCCUAAUGGGUCAGGAGGGGUCCUCAGCCCUCGGGGAAGGGCUCUCUUAAAGUCCCGUGUGCAAGAGUCAUGCACGUCUCUGAAGGGCGCAGCAACUGGGGGUCGGGUAUUGUACUGUUCUUUCUUGUCAACCAGCCAUUGUGUGUUCUGUGUCACUGUCUGUCCUGAAAGCCCGAUGCUCCCUUCCUGCAGCCAUCUAGGCAGACGGCACAGCCAAAAGCAAUAAGUACUCAUGUGUAUCCCUAGAGGUUCUGAUAUACUUCCUGGUGUCAGUCUUCCUAUCCUAGCGUGUUGACCUGGCGUUGUCCUGCUUGUAACUCGGUGGCACAGUGUUGUUGGCCCUUCCUCAGUGACACCAGUCUGCACGAUGCUACAGUAAUGGCUUGCCUAUCAGUAAAGAUGGUGUUAUUGGUCAGCCUGUCUGCAGUACAGUGGGGCAAUGUGGUUUUCUUACUAUAGUGUUAGUGGAUAAUGUCCCAAAUGCUGUAGUUAGUGUCCUCCUCCCUGUCCUCAGAACAGUGACAGGCAUGUGUCUUCCUGAUGGAGCAACGACAUGAUAUUGAUCACCUGUCCUCGUAUAAUUUAUGGCUGGUCUGCCCAAUAGUUCAUUGGCGCGAUCCACCCAUCAGCAGGCUUACACCAUGUUCUGCCUCCUGUCUCUAUGGCUGAGAUCAGGCCACCUGGGACAGGUGGAAUGCUGAAGGGUUAUCACACCAACCUUAAACAAAGCGUUUUCUACAGUUCAUGACACUUCUCAGCAUCUCCAGGGACCAGGGUCCCCUCCCUCCAGGGGGUGCAGCCCAGGGUCCCCUCCCUCCAAGGGGUGCAGCCCAGGGUCCCCUCCCCCCAGGGGGUGCACCUUGGUAUUUGCUGUAAAUGAGGAAAACUGAGACUUUGACUUGUCUCAGGGCCUCAGAAUUUUCUCCAAACAGAUGCAAAGGGGCUGAGACAGUGAAGGUCGCCCUAGACAGCAGUGCCCUGGAGGCAGGAAGCAGGGGGACUCGAGUCCCCUGCUGAGCUCAGCCUGGUGCUGGGGGCCUGUUGAUGUGACCAUGGGACUACUCUGUUGACCAUUGUUCAUGUUUCUUCUUUGUUUUUUCUUUACCAUAGACGUCACCCAGCAGCACAAAUGUGAAAAUUCAGGGAAAACAAAUGCUUUUUGAUAAAAAGAAAAUAGUUGUGAUUUCCGAUUCAGAUAUUUUUAGAGCUAUCUGUAAAAACUCCUACUGAUGAUAUAGUCUAUUUUACAUAUCAGGAAGUAAACAUGUCUUAACAUAGCCAUAUAUAGCCAGAAGGAAGUUACUGCCCCUUCUUCAAAUCAAGGCAUUUCAUUUAUUGGUUAAGUCGAUGGCCGGUGUACAGAGUAGAAAUGGCUUCUUUCUUUUCUAAGAACUUGGUGCGACUCUCCUUGUAACCAAAGGCCCCUCUGCCUUGUGUCAUGUAGGACCUGGCUGUCCCUUCCUCCUGUAUUUUGUCUGACCCUAAAGUAGCAUUUUCCAGAGUAAAUGAAGGACACAUUCAGAAUACCCCUUCCUAGCUGAAUAAACAGAAUUCCCAUAGAAACAACCAUCAAAAACUCAGUGUAAACUAUGCGUAAAAGUUUUCCGUUUUGUUUUGGGUUUUGCUGGUUUGUUGUUUUGUGGUUUCAGCCAUUUAUGUGUGUGUACUGUGGGAAAGUAGCUUUUCCUCCAUGUGUGACUCAAGUUAGAGUACUGUAAAUUUUCCUACCAGGCCUCCACCUGCUAACAAGGAACACUUUGAGUUUCAUUCCUUCCACACAUAGCCGACCUGGGUACCUGCGUUUAUAUGCACUGGGAAAGCUGGAGAAGGGUUGCCAAGAUGAAGCCGACUCUGAAAAAUGGGUCUCAGUAGUGAAGAGGGAAGCCAGGGAAUGGAAGCAGAGGCUACCAGAACUUGGUGGAUCAUUUCCAUCUGCCCUGAAGCAACCGGAGCAAAAUGAUGUGAGGUACCCUGAGUAACACCGAGGGCUGGAGGUGGAGAUCCAGUAUGGUCCAGUUAUGAAGUCAACAGGACUGUCAAGAACCCAGGGGAACUUAAGUUCCAGCAUAUCCAUCCCAUCAUCAGAAAAAGCCAGGCAUCGGGCAGCUGUGUGUGCCCAUCACAUGGGAAAGCCUGCCCCGUGGUAGAGUGGGGACAGGUCAGCGCUUUCACCUUUCGACACUGGACGCCCCCAAAACAGCAGGUCUGAGGCUGCGGAUUUCUCUCUAGGAUUCCAUCUUAAGCAAAUUUAGAGGAGAAAAAGAGAAAGAGGAAAGAACAUUGGUCUUGAGGAAAGAGGAAAUACCCAAAAUCAUGAGGAAGCCACCCUUCACCUGCUCUGCUCGCCCCCAACAGCUGCUAGGAACACGAGCUUUUUCCAGAUGAGUCUUUCUUGCCUUCCAGUCCGCCUCCUCCGUGUUCCUGAGCUGCAGCCUCAUCUCGGCCCCUUCUCCUGAGGAGAUCUGAGUUUCUAAGGAGGUAAAAGAAACACAAGACGCAACAGCAUCCUCGUCUAUACAACUGUAAUGUAUUCUCAAUAUUUGUAAUUAUUAUGUAUUUGUCUGACUCUC